AUGUUCACCAUUGUGUUGGUACUCUUGUGCGCCGCCUGUGCUACCGCAAACUCACCAUCAGUCCGAGUUGUGUGUUCAAAUCCACCGAGACCGGAUGAUAAAGUGCGUCUGGAGUUCCAAACUCAGCACAACAACUACAGAACGAAUCUUGCGACUGGAAACGUAGACGAUGACGGGGGCACUCUACCAGGAUCGACAAGCUUGUUUAUGAUGUCAUACAACUGCGAACUGGAAAUACAGGCUCUAACGGUUACCAGCGCAUGUGAUACUCAGAGCAACACACCAACUGUCAUAGGGGGAAAUUCUAUAAACUAUGGAAUAAUUCACAGUCACCUUGGCGCUCCUUCUGAUGAUGAUGCUGUAAAGGACAUUCAAGCGCUGAUGACUAAAUGGAUGGAAACGAGUUACGAAUAUAAUUUCGACAAAAAGACCGUUAUCUACGGUAGCGAAGAUGCUGGACCGUUUGCAAGGAUUGUUUACAACAAGUCGAUUUCGCUGGGAUGUGCGAUAACUCAGUGUGCAGCGAAAAAAACUGCAUACGCUUGUGCAUACAGCUCAAGUCCAGUCGUUGGAGAACCCCUUUAUUGGCCGUCAAAAAAUCCUACCGGUUGCACGAGACCCGGUCAGUGUAGAAAGGCAAUACCUGGUACAGCUACCACGUGCGAUACUAAUCUAAACCUCUGCUCAACGAAUUUGUUAACAUUAGAUGAUAGCACUUCAGCAGCACCAACAACUCAAUCCCAAACCACCACACCAGCUCCUGCAGAAUCAACUACGCCUGCAGCUGCCGCUUCUACUCCUGCCGCUGCUGUAACGACACCGACUGGUGCCAGUGGUGUGAUGACAGAUGCGCUUCGUCAGAUGGUAGUCGAUACACAUAAUAGAGACAGAUCGCUGCUUGCUCAAGGAACCAUCAGAAAUGGAAAACCAGGCAAGCCGAACCUUGGAACAGCCACAAAUAUGUUAAGGAUGAGGUACGACAUGGCGAUGGAGACGGAAGCACAAGCCUACGCUGACACUUGUAUUCUCAACAAAUCUGCUGUAGCUAUUCGCCCGAACUCUGGUGAAAACGUUUAUGUUAUUCAGUCAUCGACAAUUACAGUAUCCGACGCAUUGACACAAUCAAUGCAAUCAUGGUGGAACCAAAUCUUUAUCAAUGGAUUGAACGCCAGGCUGAUGUACACACUGUAUCUGGAAACAAAGUCCAAUGCUCCUCUUGAUUUUACUCAGAUGGGAUGGGCUGCCACCUACAAAGUUGGAUGUGGAGUUAGCCGUUGUGGCAUGUCCACUUUCGUCGUUUGCCGCUACAAUCCACGUGGAAAUAUUAUCGAUCAGUUCAUCUACAAUGUUGGCUCGAUUUGUGCAACAUGUAUGAGUUCAUGCACGGAUGCACUUUGUGCAACACCCGCGUACUAG
This is a messenger RNA of Necator americanus (New World hookworm), 1416 nucleotides long. RefSeq lists its product as uncharacterized. Bases 1 to 1416 code for a protein of 471 amino acids. Gene Ontology annotation, cellular component: extracellular region. NCBI's taxonomy places the organism in Eukaryota, Metazoa, Nematoda, Chromadorea, Rhabditida, Ancylostomatidae. The transcript has 13 exons. The record is from RefSeq and is a predicted model, not a curated record.